CCUAAAGAACGAUUGAUUGACAACCGUCGAUUGCCACCUCCUAUGCGAGUAUAAAGCUUCCUUUGGCGCUAGGGUUUUGGCUCUCUGCAGUUUGCACAAACUGAAACCAUCGCCGGCUUAUAUAUCUGAUAAAGCGCCUCCCGACCUAUUCAUCCUGCUUCCUGCUACAAGAUGGCGACCCAAAUGAGCAAGAAGCGAAAGUUUGUCGCUGACGGAGUGUUCUUCGCCGAGUUGAACGAGGUUCUGACCAGGGAACUCGCCGAGGAUGGCUACUCCGGCGUUGAGGUUAGGGUUACACCUAUGCGCACUGAGAUCAUCAUCAGGGCCACCCGCACCCAGAAUGUCUUGGGUGAGAAGGGAAGGCGUAUUAGGGAGCUGACGUCGGUUGUUCAGAAGAGAUUUAAGUUCCCUGAGAACAGCGUUGAGCUGUAUGCUGAGAAGGUGAACAGCAGAGGUCUUUGUGCUAUUGCCCAGGCUGAGUCUCUUCGUUACAAGCUGCUUGGUGGUCUUGCUGUUAGAAGGGCCUGCUAUGGUGUGUUGAGGUUUGUCAUGGAAAGUGGUGCCAAGGGAUGCGAGGUCAUUGUUAGCGGAAAGCUAAGGGCACAGCGUGCUAAAUCCAUGAAGUUCAUGGAUGGUUACAUGAUCUCAUCUGGACACCCAGUGAACGAGUACAUCGACUCGGCUGUGAGACAUGUCCUCUUGAGACAGGUUAGUCUCAGUUCGACAUGAACGUUCCAGCCUGCUGUCAAGUUGGUGUUCUCGUAUGUAUUGUAACAUUCGCGAUGCUGUUAUCUGCAGGGUGUUCUUGGUAUCAAGGUCAAGAUCAUGCUCGACUGGGAUCCCAAGGGUAAGCUUGGCCCAACAACUCCUCUCCCCGAUCUUGUUACAAUUCACCCACCAAAGGACGAGGAAGAGUACCUGAGGGCAGCUUCUAUGCCUGCUCCAGUUCCUGAGGCCGAGAUUCCUCCCCCUGUUCCCGUUGUUGUUGCUUGAAACCCAUCUUUUGAGUCGCUCUGUUCAAUGGCUGGACAACAUCUAAAAUGUUUGCAUGUUGAGGGGAUGUUUUUAGUUUUGAUGUCUACCUAGUAUCUGUUUUGAUAAUUCUUGUGAUAAAUUUUGUUAUGAUAGAUACCGGAUAUGCUAUUUCAAGUGAACUCUAUCGGUUGUGUGUUAACAUUUAAGAUAGCCAGGUUGCCUAUUUAUAAUUCCUGCAUUUCUGUUCUUUUUGGUUUUCUAUCCCAUAAAUAAUUACCGUGACAGUCUUUAAGCCUCCUAGCACUCUUGAAUUAUGGUUACAACUUGCAACAAGAGUAGCCUUGUCGGACAAACCAUACUUAAAAAGC
Messenger RNA from Linum tenue, 1343 nucleotides. Lineage: Eukaryota; Viridiplantae; Streptophyta; Magnoliopsida; Malpighiales; Linaceae. The record is from the annotation of a GenBank genome assembly.